Molecule: messenger RNA, 693 nt
Organism: Dichotomopilus funicola
Lineage: Eukaryota; Fungi; Ascomycota; Sordariomycetes; Sordariales; Chaetomiaceae
Product: peptidyl-tRNA hydrolase PTH2-domain-containing protein
Exons: 2
Coding region: 1-693 (230 amino acids)
Cellular component (GO): cytosol; mitochondrion
Molecular function (GO): peptidyl-tRNA hydrolase activity
Source: RefSeq, a predicted model, not a curated record
AUGGGUCUCCUCUCCGACCCCACCUCCGCGCUCGUCGUGACCACCAGCCUCGUAUCUUUCCUCUCCGGCUUCGGCCUCGGAAUCUACGCCCUGCGCGGGUCCAUCGUCUCGCCCGAACUUGCCGCCGAGCGCCACGGCAACUUGAACGAUCCCGUCGAGAGCGAGGAGUCAGACAUUGACGAGGAACAGACACUGCUGGACCAUGCGCCGAACUGGUCGAAUGGAGUAGACGCGGAUCGCAAGCAGGGGCUGAGACAGGGGGCUGGCGCUGCGUCGUCGUCGGGUUUGAAGCCUGGGGUAAAGAUUGAUACGAAUGAAGAGUGUAAAUUGGUGUUGGUGGUGAGGACGGAUUUGGGGAUGAAUAAGGGCAAGAUGGCAGCGCAAGCUUCCCACGCGACUCUCGCAUGCUACAAGACCCUCCUCCGCGCCGCCCAAACAUCCCCACAGUCCUCCGAAGCCCAACUCCUACGCCAGUGGGACCGCCGCGGCCAGGCUAAGGUUGCGGUACAGAUCAAGGGCGAGGACGAGUUGCUCGAGCUGAUGGGUCGCGCGCGGAGUUUGGGCGUGACGGCGGAGGUCAUUACAGAUGCCGGGCGGACCCAGAUCGCGGCGGGCAGCCGGACGGUGUUGGGCGUAGGGCCGGCGCCUAAGAGUUUGGUGGAUCAGAUUACGGGUCAUUUGAAGCUCUUGUGA